CUCCCAAAUAGAUCUCAUCUAUAUAUUCUUGAAUUCGACUCUGAUCUGUAUAAGUUAAUAUGUAUAUUUAUUUCUUCCUGCGGUAUACCUAAUUCAGCAGUACCAGAAAUCAGAAGAGAUGUCUCGUACUGUUUCCCCGUGUGCCGCUUGCAAGGUUCAGCGAAGAAAAUGUGGAGAUAAAUGCCUCCUCGCUCCUUAUUUCCCACCAAACGAUCCUCAAAAAUUCUUCGUAGUACACAAAUUAUUUGGAGCAAGCAAUAUUGCCAAAAUCCUUCGGGAUAUUCCGGCUGAAAAGAGAGCAGAUACUGUGACAAGCCUGGUAUAUGAGGCAAGUGUGAGAGUGAAAGAUCCAAUCUACGGUUGCACUGGUGCCAUUUGUCGAUUGCAGAAGCAAGUAUUACAUCUCCAAUCACAACUGGCAACCACUAAGGCAGAGAUCCUGGAUGUACAGGCUAAUCUUGCGUCUUUUGUCACCGGGUUCUGUAAUUCCUGUGAAACAGCAACUAGAAUGGAUGUAGUAGAUCAAAACGAUCCAUUUAGUAAUAACGAAGUAAUAGUUUCACAAUACGACGAGGACCAGUCAUUCUUUAAUUUGGGAUCAUAUAUUUUUAGUCAUAUUUAUAGUACAUACAAGGAAAUGGUGGUAAAUAUAUUUACAUUUGUACCAACUGGAAAACUGAAUCAUCUGAUUCUUAAAAAUCUAUUAAAUUGUUUCAAUAUAUUAAAUAUUUGA
This is a messenger RNA of Cryptomeria japonica (Japanese cedar), 733 nucleotides long. Its product is annotated as LOB domain-containing protein 25-like. The record is from RefSeq and is a predicted model, not a curated record. Lineage: Eukaryota; Viridiplantae; Streptophyta; Pinopsida; Cupressales; Cupressaceae. The coding region runs from base 119 to 733 and encodes 204 amino acids. The transcript is spliced from 2 exons.